Rhodamnia argentea is the source of this 1063-nucleotide messenger RNA. Its product is annotated as disease resistance protein L6-like. Bases 431 to 898 code for a protein of 155 amino acids. The record is from RefSeq and is a predicted model, not a curated record. NCBI's taxonomy places the organism in Eukaryota, Viridiplantae, Streptophyta, Magnoliopsida, Myrtales, Myrtaceae. The transcript is spliced from 2 exons.
UCUUGAACUUUUCAAGCAUGCUUCAGCAAUUGACAGUUUAGUACCUAUCUUGAGUUGAAGAAGCGCAUUAUCAAGCCUAUGUCGUGGGAUACAUUUCUUAUUGCACUCAUUGAUGAGCAUCUUGAAACGGCGAAGCACAUUGUCAAAGCUACGAGGCAGGUUCCAUUUGUUAUUGAAGUCAUUGGUACAUUUUUACGUGGAAAAUCAAUAGCAGAUUGGUGGAAUAUAGAGGACUCGAUUAAACUACAGAACGAGAACUCUUGAGGGAGGUUGAAGGAUUGUAGGGAGAUUUUGAAUGUCUGUUAUGAAGCAUUGCAUGAGAAGCAGAAAGAAAUAUUUUGGGAUAUAGCCUGGUUUGCCAAUGGCGUGGACAGUCGGAUUGCAUCAUAUAUGUGGCCCGAUCUAAAUCUUGUCUUCUCACCAUGUUUUGAUGCCCCCAGUGAAAAUCGGAGGAGAAAACAUGCUGUGGAUGCAUAAAAUGCUGAAGCGCCUCAGCAGAACUAUGCAUCAAAAAGGAACUAACUAUCCUGAAAGUCGCAGUAGACGGUACAUGAAUGUUACAGACCUGGAAGAAUUCAACGAGAAAGAGGGAAAGGAAGAGGUGGAAGCCCUUUGCUUUGACUUAAAAACCCGUCAUUCCCCUACAUUCAACGAAACCGUUUUCAAGAGCAUGCCAAACAUAGUGUUCUUGAAAUUGGAUCGCGCAAGUAUGACUGGAAAUUUCGCAAAUGUGUUUCCAAAGUUGAGGUGGCUUCGUUGGCAAGGGUGCCCGAGGGAUUUCAAAGCAGCAGAGUUUAUUCUGACAAAACUAGUCAUUCUUGAUCUUUCAUGGAACAAGGUCACCGAUGACUGGGGAGGUUGGAGGUUGAUGAAGGUGGUUUUCUAUUUACAGCUCUAAUGCAUUUGUCCUGUUAAUUAUCUGGCAAUUGACCUUGUGAUUUUUUCUCUCCUGUUUUAUAGAUGGAGCAAUCGAAAGUCUUGAAUCUCACCAGUUGCACUGACUUACUGAUAAGUCCUACAUUUUCGAGCUUCCCGAAUUUGGAGAUACUAAUUCUAGAGCGAU